Daldinia loculata is the source of this 1710-nucleotide messenger RNA. Its product is annotated as O-methyltransferase-domain-containing protein. The record is from RefSeq and is a predicted model, not a curated record. Gene Ontology annotation, molecular function: O-methyltransferase activity. The transcript is spliced from 3 exons. Bases 610 to 1509 code for a protein of 299 amino acids. NCBI's taxonomy places the organism in Eukaryota, Fungi, Ascomycota, Sordariomycetes, Xylariales, Hypoxylaceae.
CAUUGAUAAGUUGUCUUCAUACUUCUUAGACUUUAAACUAGCUAGUUACUAGUAUUUUGACUUAUUUUCUCUUACUUGUCUACUUGACAGAGCCCCCCUAACGACACUAUGGCACCCCUGAGAUCCGUUUCUGAACUUGCAUCCAUCGUUGAACGCAAUACGCGGACACUAGAAGAUGGAUUGAAAGGAUCUCCUGGGGCUCAGUUCUCACUUGCAUUCGGAGCACCGCCACAAAUCGAGUUGUCUCCUACUCUUGGGGGAACUCGUGACGAGCUUCUUGAGACCAUCGAAGAACUACGUGUUCGCCUGCUGGGACCAAUGGGUUAUCUCUUAUCCUUUCUAUUACCAACGGUAUGUAUCUAUCACCUGUCUAGCCUUAACGAGAAACCACAGUAGUUGUACUUAUUGACUUACACACCGAAGUCCGCUGUAGUAGCUGUUUUCAAAACUCUAUAUGCAUUUGACAUCGCCUCUCAUGUUCCUCUUGCACCCAAUGCUGAGAUAUCGUACAAAGAUCUCGCAAAAAGUUGUGGCCUUCCGGAGGAGGAUACGCGUCGCAUUGUGCAGGCUGCCAUCACCUUCUACGUGUUCGAGGAAGUUACCCCUGAUAUGUCCGUCAGACACAAUGCCAUCUCAUCGGUGUUUACUGUGCCUGAAAUGAAAGAUAUCCUAGGUCUAUUUAUCGACGAGCAGUUGUCCGGUGUUACCAAGCUCGUCGAAAGCAUGCGGCGGUUCCCAGACAGCGGGGAACCAGGACACUCUGCUUCGGUGUUAGCCAUUAGAGAGGAGAAGGCAGUUAAGGAAAUGGGUAUUGACAAGGAGGAGAUCGCUGAUCCAAGCAAGAAUUUCUUUGAUUACAUCGCCGAAGACAAGACACGAGUUGCCCGCUUUCGAUCUGCCAUGGGUGUUUCGACCAAGGCUCCGGCUUUUAAGUCGUCGUAUUUCGUCGACACCUUGCCGUGGGCAAAUAAAGGCCAAUGCCCGGAGACUGUCGUCGAUAUCGGUGGGGCUGGCGGUGAAGUAAUCCAGCUAAUUCUCCGCACGUAUCCCAACGUCAAGAAAGGUGUAGUGUUGGAUCUCCCAGAAGUUGUCGCCGAUGCCAAAGUUCCCGAGGACCUUAACAACAGAUUGGAGUACAAGAGCUACAACUUCCUCACUGAGAAAGUAACUUAUCACGCGGAUGUGUAUGUAUUUCGCCAUAUCUUCCAUGACUGGAGCGACCAGUACGCUGCCAAAAUUUUGAAAAACCUGGUACCAGCUCUUAAAAAAGGGAGCAAGAUUUGGCUUUCUGAGGUUGUUCUUCCCAACUUGAGUGACGAAAAUCGGUUGAAAGAUCGAAUGCAGAGGAGUGCGGACAUCUUCAUGAAAUCCGGAUUUAACGGCAAAGAGCGUAGCAAAAGAAACUGGGAGGCUCUCCUGGCCGCGUCUGAUGAGAGACUUCGUAUUGUGAAUAUCACGAAGCCUCACGGUGCCCAUGACUCGGUCAUUGAGAUUGUAUUUGAUGUUUAAAGACUACGGGAGUCUAGAGAACGGUUGCCGGAGUGUAUUUAAGGAGCAUAUUGUAGCGGUACAGCGUUGGAAGUUGGAACUGUAAAGUAGUACUAGAAAGGAACUCUCCAAAACAUCUACCUAAGACGAAUAUGAUAUCCUCUCCCCUGAAUCGUGGAAGUUGAAGGUUCCAAGUUAAGACGUAAGGUUCUCUCGGUUAAA